This is a messenger RNA of Rhizophagus irregularis DAOM 181602=DAOM 197198, 1432 nucleotides long. RefSeq lists its product as uncharacterized. Gene Ontology annotation, cellular component: cytoplasm. Gene Ontology annotation, biological process: cell surface receptor signaling pathway; protein phosphorylation. Gene Ontology annotation, molecular function: ATP binding; protein tyrosine kinase activity; protein binding. Lineage: Eukaryota; Fungi; Glomeromycota; Glomeromycetes; Glomerales; Glomeraceae. The record is from RefSeq and is a predicted model, not a curated record.
UUUUCGAGGUGAUAAAUUGAGAAAGUAUAUUCAUGUAAAAACUAAAGAAGAAUUUGCUUUUAAAACUGUAGAAAAGGGUCAUUUUAAUAUGGUUAAAAAUCAAGUCACAAUACUUAAAAAACUUAAAGAUUGUCAAAAUAUUAUUCACUUCUAUGGUAUUACUGAUGGAAGUGAUAAAUAUUAUUUAGUAACUGAAUGGGCGGAACAUAAAAAUUUACGUGAAUAUCUCUCAGGCAGUGAACCAAAUAGUGCAAUUAAAGUGAGGUUAGGAUUUGCUUAUGAUAUAGCUAAAGGGUUGAAUUUCCUUAAUGCUGUUAAGAUCGUUCAUCGAGAUAUUAGAUCCGAAAAUAUCGUAAUUACAGAUCGUUAUAUUGCGAAAAUAACAAAUUUUAAAGUAAGUAGAGGAAUUGAAGCAGCUACAAAUAAUCUAGCAGUGGAUAAAGAAUGUGUUCGACAUAGUUCUCCUGAAAUGUUGAGAAGAGGAAUGACAGGAGAAGUAAUGGAUACGAAAAGAAAAUAUGAUACUAAAUGCGAAGUUUACAGUUUUGGCAUUCUUCUUUGGGAAAUCGCCGAAUGUAGAACUCCAUAUUCACAAUACGAAGACUUUAUGGAAAUAACACAAAAAGUAAUAGACGGGUAUAGAGAACCGUUUACACCCAAUACUGGUAUUCCAGAAAGAUAUCAAGAACUUGUGACUAGCGCUGUUGAUCAAAAUCCAGGUCUUCGACCUAUAUUUUCAAAGAUGUUAACGGCUCUUCAGGAUAUUUUUCACAGUUAUGAUGCUGAAAGUCCCGCGAGUCGUCCCGUAUCCAUCAAAAAACGUGUUCCAGUGCGAAAAGAUACUGCAUUGUUCAAUUGGGGUUCGUUUAAUUAUUUGACGAUUGACAAAGCAGUUGAGGAACAUAAAAAAGGUACCAUGGAUAAGAGUAUAAUUUACAAAUGCUUUGAUGCUUAUGCUAAUAUGGGUAAUCCAAAGGCAAAAUAUUAUAAGGCUUAUUAUAUUUCAAAAGGUUGGUCUGACCUUAUAUGUUCUCAAGGAGAGAGAUAUAAAAUUACUGCCAAUCUUUACAAGGAAGCUGCAGACCGUGGUGAUGAAUAUCCUGAUGCGCAACUUCGUUAUGCAUUAAUGGCUAUGCAAGGAAAAGGCGUUGAAAAAGAUAUGGAUGUAGCGAUCGAAUAUCUUCUUAAAGCCGCUAAUAAUGAUCAUCUUGUAGCUAUGUUUAAUGUAGCUACUUAUUACUUCGCGAACAAUAAUAAUGAAAUGGGUAAAUAUUAUAUGAUAAUGGCUGCUAGUAAAAAAUACGAGGAAGCAAUAAAUUAUUGUAAAGUGAACAAUAUAAAUAUGUAAAUUAUUUUUUAUUUUUUUAUUUUUCCUUUUAUAUUAUAUAUAUUAUAUGUUGUAUAUUACUUUAGUUACUUUUUGGAUUAUAUA